AUGACUGAUCCCCCGGACACGUCUCACGAUCAACCUCACCUCUCUUCGGCUUCCACCGUUACCCUUUUGAACCCGGCCGAUAUCGCAGCAGCACCUCGAUGUUCUUUAGAAGAGCACGCUCGGCAUCGCGCCAUCAUCUCCGGUUUCCGUCCAUCCCCCGAGAACAACCGGCAGAUUGCGACCUUAUUCGCAGCAUUUGUCAACAAUCCAAGUACCUAUCGAGAGAUUAAAGCCGUGUGCCGCACUAUCUACACCUUGAUCACCUUCGACUUCGCUCGUAUACUCAGUCGUUUAGAAAAUCCGUUGAUUCGCCUGACCGACCUCUCGGAUAUUCCAUCGUUUACCCUGAAGCUGUUCAGUGAGAUAUUGGAGUCCCUAAAGACUGUUGAAAGCGACUUCCGGACUGCAUUGUACGAUCUAGAGGAUCUAGAACUUUCUCACCAGGUCCCCUCCGCCACUGCUCAACUUUAUGUGAAUUCUUUGUCGUGUUCUUUGGUUAGUGAGAUGCUCGGUUAUUGGAUUGAGAGUUCCAUGGACGCUAUCCAACGAUGUCAAGAAGCAUGUGCUCGGGUUGAAUUGCAGAAUAGUCAGUCCAGAUCUAGUGUUCUCGCUUCUCCUCAAUUAGGUAACUUGAAUCCGGUAUCCUCGUCUCCAGUGUCCCCUCGAUCCACUUUCCUCGAUCUCCAUAAGAUUCGGAUUAACAAAUUUUCUGGUAAACCGGAGGAAUUUUCCCAGUUUUUCGGCGUUUUGACGAAUGCCUUGGAUAGUAAUCCUCACUACUCGGAAAUGAGCAAGAUAACCUUCGUUCUCUCCCUUCUGGCCGGCGAGCCUCUUGAGAUGAUUCAGGCGAUUCCGAUCGUUGAAGGAAGUCUGCGCCUUAUUCUGAACGCUCUUCAGAGACGCUAUGGAGACAAACGAGCUCAUUAUCAACGUCUCCUAAAGGAAUUGAAAGACAAGAAGUACUCUGUUCCUCGUACUCAAGCUGAAUUGAAGGACUGGUACUAUCGACUCAUGAUCAUGCGUGAUUCUCUCGUUUCCUCGCCUUCUCUCUCGAAUGUCCACUCUCCAGGUCUCUUGUCAGAGAAUGAGUUGUUCAUUUCCCAUAUCCUGGAGUCACUCCCUGAAGACAUACAUCGAUCUAUUGAGCUGCAUUUUGAGCAUUCGGCUAUUGUGCCUACUGUAGAUGACAUCCUAUCCUACCUCGACAGUAUUAUCCGUUCGCGUGAAAGGUUCUCAUUGAGUCGGGACAAGGAUUCUCACUUUCGCUCGCCACCGUUCUCCAAUACUUCGAAUUUUCAUCGAGAGAUUUGUGCAUUUUGUGAUCGAAGCCAUCGUUCAAAGGAUUGCCGGACAGUAUCAGAUAAUUCCAGGAGGCAACAGGUGAUUCGUGAGAAGAAUUUAUGUGCUCGUUGUCUUUGUCGAGGUCAUGUGUCCUCUCAUUGUCAUUCUCCAAUGUGUAAUCAGUGCCAAGGUGAUCAUCAUAUUUCGAUUUGUUCUCAGACUUCUCCCUCUUCGAACUUUAAUCAACUCCAGCGGUCUUUCUUUGGUCAGUCGAACCACUCGUCUCCUCUGUUAUCCUCGACAUUCCCGGAAAAUCUUGAGAUUCCUCGGGUUUCCAGUUGUCCCCCAUCCGAUCCUCCGGCGCUUCAGCCAACUUAUGGACCAUCAGUUCAGAUGAGAACGGUUUCCUUGCCCCAAAAUGACGAGGUUAUGUCCCCAAUGGUGACAGUGAGCGGAUUUCAUGAUCCCGUGAAAGCCUUUAUCGAUACGGGCUCUCAGGUUUCCUUUGUUGACCUUGGAUUCUGUCGUUCUCUCCAAUUGCCUCUCGAUUCUCCGAUUAUCCGCACAGUGAUUCCUGUUGGUGGAAAUGUCCAAUCGAUCCAAACAUUCAAGACAUCGGUGUCUAUUGUUCCAAAAUCUGGUCCACCUGUUGCAUUCCGUGUUCUCGCAAUUGAAAAUCUCCACGAGUUUUUCAUGGGCCAACCGGCUGAUUCUGGUCAAGUGCAGAUUCGUGUUGUUCUCGGGCAAGAUUGCCUCGCAAAAUUGGACAUACAGUGUUCGAACCACGUUACUCCAGAUGGACUUCGGGUCAUGACUUGUCGCUUUGGUGAUUUUCUUGUCUCGGAAAACUCGGACGAUUUGUGUUCAGACUCCCCACUCGAUUUUUGCCGGAUUCGAAAAUCCACAUUUUUUGCGAAUAGAAAGAAGAAGAAAUCUGUUGCUCCAAAAAUUAUUUCUUCGACGGGAAAGGUUGCGGUCAAUCCUUGUGUGAAGCCGGAUAGUCUUCAGUUCGACAGGUCAUCGGGUCCUAUUGUGAACUCCCUGCCGUUUUCCGCUCAUUUUGAACCCGCCAUGGAGGUUGGGCAUGUAUUGCCGUGUGGCAAUAAUCUAUUACAGCAGCCUACUCGAGAUCCAAACCUCGAAUUCAUCUCGAUUUCCCUCCCCAGCCCGUCUACGAUGAUCCCUCGUAACCUGCCACGAAGUGAUUUGCCUAUGAAUCGGCGAAUCAAAUGCAAGUACAAACCAAAGGAACACGAACUUUCCCUCGAUUAUGAACCAACCAAGAGCCCCAAAGUUCCCUGGAAGUGCCCUGCGAAGUUCAACUGGUACCUGCCCCAUGCCAACCCGACCCAGAAGGAAGAGCCGGACAUGUUGUGGAGCGUCAAACGUCUCCACAAUUCCCACAGAAAUUAG
Bursaphelenchus xylophilus (pine wood nematode) is the source of this 2694-nucleotide messenger RNA. The record is from the annotation of a GenBank genome assembly. NCBI's taxonomy places the organism in Eukaryota, Metazoa, Nematoda, Chromadorea, Rhabditida, Aphelenchoididae.